CAGCUGUUUUCCGGUGACAGCAGUGGAAUGACAACACACUCAGUCUCGGCCCUUUUCCACUCCGAGCUGCCCGCAAAACACCGACAAAAAAAGAAGCUGCCCACCCAUUGGUCUCCGGGGACUGUGUUUGAGGACUUUAUUCUUUAUGAACCUCUGGGAGAAGCAGCAGCAGCAGCAGCAGCAGCAUCAUGGCAGAUGACAAGGACGUGUUGAGAGACGUUUGGUUCGGCCGGAUCCCCACCUGCUUCAACCUGAACCAGGAUGAGGUGACCGAGAGAGAGGCAGAGCCCUACUAUCUGCUGUUACCCAGAGUGAGCUACCUGACGCUGGUCACAGAUAAGGUGAAGAAACACUUCCACAAAGUGAUGAAGGCCGAGGACGCGGAGGAGAUGUGGUUCGAGUACGAAGGGACUCCUCUAAAGUGGCACUAUCCAAUCGGAGUGCUGUUUGACCUCCACGCCCCUAACACCGUCUUACCCUGGAGCAUCACUGUGCACUUUAAGAAUUUUCCAGAUCGCGACCUGCUCCACUGCCAGUCCAACUCUGUGAUCGAGGCUCACUUCAUGUCCAGCAUCAAGGAGGCCGACGCCCUCAAGCACAAGAGCCAAGUCGUCAACGACAUGCAGAAGAAAGACCACAAGCAGCUGUGGAUGGGCCUGCAGAACGAUAAGUUCGACCAGUUCUGGGCCAUGAACAGGAAGCUGAUGGAAUAUUCUACCGAGGAGGGCGGCUUCAGAUACAUCCCCUUCAGGAUAUACCAGACGAUGAGCGACCGGCCGUUCAUCCAGAAACUGUUUCGUCCUGUUUCUCCUGAAGGCAGCAUGCACACACUUGGAGACCUGCUUAAAGAGACGUACCCAGCAGCUUUACCAACUGAAGGCGAGCAGAAACGUUUCCAGGUGGUGAUCCACGGCAUCGAGCCGCUGCUGGAGACUCCUCUGCAGUGGCUGAGCGAACACCUCAGCCACCCGGACAACUUCCUGCACAUCUGCAUCAUCCCCGUCCCCACUGAUUGAGGCCACGCCCCCUUUUUUCUCACUCCUCACCUCACUGUCACGGUGACAACCGACCAACGAAACCAGCGGACGCAUCAUCUCGCUGGAGGACUCCUGAAACGGUAGCGCUUACACAGGAAACAAAAAAAAACUCCUAAAUGAGCCGGAGAUGAGAAACUGUAACGAUAAAGAUGACCAAAGGACGUGAAGGAGGUCUUUAACGCUCCGCCCUUUACACCUGGUCGUCUGUUCAUAUUUCUCCUCCUCUGCGCUCAUAUGAAAAGACUUUUCUGCAGGUGAAGAGGUCGUAAAGCGAGCAGAGGAUCUCUCCUUUUUCUACUCUGUUAUCUCCAAUCUCCACCUCCUUCUCCUCGUCUCCAAACAAACAAACAUCUCCACAUGAAGAGAGGAGGAGGAGGAGGAGGAGGAGGAGGGAUCCCUCGUUUCUCCAUCCUGCCAUACAUCUUCCUGCCGGUCGAGACAGAGACGGUGGUGUCGACGGGGAGCGGCUGGAGAGUCCUGCUGAAGUUGCCUUAGUUAUUAACACGUUCAUGCUUUUUCAUUGGGGUUAGGGUCUGGACAUGCUCUGAGUUUACAUCACGGACUGCAACACUCAUCAUCAACUCCAAAAUAAAAUCUGUCCGAGAAAUUCUGCUGAUCUGAGGGUAGCCAUGACACUUUUGGAUUUUCUUUUUUUUUUUCUUCUUUUAUUUAACCAGGAAAGAAACUCAUUGAAAUUAAAAAUCUCUUUUUCAAGAGUGUCCUGGCCAAGACAGGCAGCAAAACAUUAAGAGAGUUUCACACGGACAACGAGCAGCCAAUCUUUCAAAUACAGAAUACAUUAGACAUUAAAAAGACACAAAUAACAAAUCUGAACAGCAAAAUGUUUGUCAAAAAAUCAUCCACAAAUACAUCAGGAAGAACAUCUACAGCCAGAUGUAUCCGCGUCCAAGUCAUUUAACUUUCUCUUAAAAGCAUCCAACGAGAGAAGUUCAUUAAGUUUUUCUCACUGAACCGGCACACUUUGAAAGAUCGAAACCAGGAAACUAUUUUUAGAUCAUUUGUGGUGUAAAAAAGGUACAAAAGUUGUUUGAAUUUCCUGGAGAUCGCUUCAUCCGGCAGCCGUAACACGGGCUGUUAAAAGCUCCUGAUCAAAGCUCGGAUUGAUCCGAUAUGAUUCUAGUAAAACUCUUUAACAAUAUCGGUAAAUGUUUGGAUCCACAUAAACGAAAAUAAAAGUCUCAGAUGCUCAGUAUUCGUUUUUAUUACCUUAUAACUGCAGACAAACUCCUGCACGCUAUAACGCUAUAAAUUGCACAAAUGCGACACAUUGCCAACAUCGGACCGAAUUGGCACGAGGGCCCAAUUCUCGUCUUGUCACAACUGACUGUCAGUCCAAAUAAUCCUCAGGUGUGUGGCGUCACUACCAUUAUGUUUCUGCUCCUAAACGGGUCGGAGCGUCCUGAUAUCCAACAUGUUUGAUAUUUAUGAUUCCAGGUCGAGCUGCCUCCGACAGAAUACCAGCAGCAGCCAAUGAGAGCGAGCAGAAUUGGAAGCGUCACCAACCGGAUGUUGCGUUCUCUGACAUCUCGCCCUCAGCUCGCCGUGCAAUUAAAUUAAAGCCGCCCAUGAUCCGUCCUCUCAGCCUGGAUCUCAUUUUCUGUUUUUCGCUGCUAAAGCACAGCAUGACAGCGAGCUGACGCCGUCCAUCGUCCAUCAGGGGCGUGUCCAGACUUUUUUCUCUGGGGUGACCCACCUGGGACACUUGACUUCUGCCGGCUUGGCGUGAAGUCACAAAGUCACAUUUUAAAGCAUUUAGAAAAUCAUGUGCAAACUCCUGUUUGUUUGUUGUAAAAACACAUUUAUGGCGGUUUAGUCCGCUGAACGUUCGACAGCGUGCACAAGAAAUGAAAAAGGAAACGACCAGCAGCGUGUUGAAAACAAACAGAGAAGGUGAUUUUAACUUAAAUUUGCCUCUAAUGAGUCAAAGAGUUGGAGAUUUGGGGUGGCCAAUCAGAUUUUGAGGGGGGCCCGUGCCACCCCUCUGGACACGCCCCCGGGUGGAACCAAUUCUACAAACCGCAGCUGUGUGGUCUCGUGGUCGAGUCGUCUAGCGUGUGUAACGUUAAACUUCAGUUAAACCGUCCUCGUGUCGGUGGUUUCCACGAUUUUAAAAAAUGGUUAAGAUUUGAAAAUAGUUUAGUGUGUCUCCAGCUUCAGGAGAAAAAUGACCUCCAAUGAAACAGAAGGUCGAUCUCUGUCAGCAUCGUAUCAGAAGAAAAACAAACUGAGUGGACGGACUCGUGCAGCAUCAUCGAGGAAGAGAGUCACCGGAGAUAAACCAAAACUUUGGUACCCUCAAGUUAUCGAGGCAUCAGAAGACAAAUAUCAUCAAUGAUAAGAAUUCCCUUUGAAGGUUCAGCUUUAGAUCAAAAACAGUUUAACCUUCAAGAAGACGAUUUUCAAAUAUUGAUCUGUAAAGAUCCAGAAUCAGUCAGAAGUGAACAGUGAUGAGCGUCUCCUCUCUGUGUUUUUGGAGCGUGUCUCGAUGUGUCUCUCUCUCUCUCUGCAGACGUCCGAUGGAGCUUCAGGACGUUCUCAGCAGAACCUGCACGUGUUUCUCUCUAACAGGUGUUUUAAUUUCUCCUCCAUUAACGCGACAGUUUGGCUCUUUCACUGCCUGUUUCUGUCACGUUUGGAUCGAGCCUUUUUGUCCGCUGCCAAGUUUAAAUGAGCAUCUGGUUUCUGUUCCUCUUGAAGAGCUCGGGCUGAGAUAACGAGACGCGUUUAGCUUUAAGUCUGCAGGCUGUCGGGGGCCGCGCUCGCCCCGUGGAAGCUUUCAUUGUCAGAUUUAAGAACAGGAAAAACACUAACUUUAGUUUCCUCCUUUUUGGGAUAUUUAGAACAUUUUUAAUCGCUUUCUUUUCUAGCUGCCUUUCCAUUUUCUUUUUUAUUUGACGUCUGUUCAUGAAUAAAUAAUACGACAUGUAAAUCAGCUGACACUUAUCCAGAAUGACUUCUAAUAAAGGUGAUUUGAUUUAAAUA
Molecule: messenger RNA, 4040 nt
Organism: Labrus mixtus (cuckoo wrasse)
Lineage: Eukaryota; Metazoa; Chordata; Actinopteri; Labriformes; Labridae
Gene: atg5
Product: ATG5 autophagy related 5 homolog (S. cerevisiae)
Exons: 8
Coding region: 189-1016 (275 amino acids)
Biological process (GO): cellular response to nitrogen starvation; autophagy of mitochondrion; autophagosome assembly
Cellular component (GO): Atg12-Atg5-Atg16 complex; cytoplasm; phagophore assembly site membrane
Source: RefSeq, a predicted model, not a curated record